Tribolium castaneum (red flour beetle) is the source of this 1719-nucleotide messenger RNA. RefSeq names its product 4-aminobutyrate aminotransferase, mitochondrial. Lineage: Eukaryota; Metazoa; Arthropoda; Insecta; Coleoptera; Tenebrionidae. Gene Ontology annotation, cellular component: mitochondrion. The coding region runs from base 73 to 1557 and encodes 494 amino acids. The record is from RefSeq and is a predicted model, not a curated record. Gene Ontology annotation, biological process: GABA catabolic process. The transcript is spliced from 6 exons. Gene Ontology annotation, molecular function: pyridoxal phosphate binding.
AAUCGGCUCGAAUUUGGGCUUCUGAGUGCGCUUGUGUCAGAAUUGCGGGUCAAUAUCUGAGGUGUGGUGAAAAUGUGGUCCAGAGCGUUGAGGAGUAAUUUAAAAUUGAGUAAGUCUGAGGCUUGCAUUUUUUUCAAAAAUAAAAUACGAGGAGCCUCGACUUGCGUGGAGGGAGAACCGGAAGGGCCGGUUGUCAAAACUGACAUUCCGGGGCCAAAAUCAAAGCAACUUUUGCAGGAACUGGGAUCACUACAGCAAGUUGGAACAAUACAAUUGUUUGCCAAUUAUGAUAAAUCAAUCGGGAAUUACUUAGUGGACGCUGAUGACAAUAUCCUCCUGGAUACGUACACCCAAAUUUCGUCCCUCCCUUUGGGCUACAACCACCCGGAAUUGCUGAAAGUGUUCAAUGACCAACACAACAUGAAAUGUUUGAUUAACAGACCGGCCCUUGGUGUUUUCCCGGGGGAAGAUUGGCCCAAACGCCUGAAUGGAAUUCUUAGUGAGAUUUCGCCAAAAUUGCCAAACAUUACAACAAUGAUGUGCGGCUCAUGUUCAAACGAAAACGCCUUCAAAAACAUUUUUAUCGCUUAUCAGCGCAAAAAACGAGGUGACGUUGACUUCAGCGAGGAGGAAAAAUCCUCGUGUGUCCUAAACCAGCCCCCAGGUGCCCCCAAACUCUCAAUAAUGUCGUUCAAAAACGCCUUCCACGGCCGCACUUUGGGCUCCCUCUCCACCACCCAUUCGAAAUAUAUUCACAAAAUCGAUAUUCCGUCGUUCGAUUGGCCCAUUGCCACGUUCCCCCAGUACAAAUACCCUUUAGAAGACAACCAGCGCGAAAACGAAGAACAAGACAAGAAGUGCUUGUCCGAAGUUGAAGAGUUGUUCGAAAAGUACGAAAAGAAGGGCAUUCCCGUUGCGGGAAUCAUCGUGGAGCCCAUCCAGUCUGAAGGGGGCGACAACGAGGCUUCGCCCCAAUUUUUUCAACAGUUGCAAAAAAUCGCAAAGAAGAAUAACGCCUACUUGUUGAUUGACGAGGUCCAAACUGGCGGGGGCUGCACUGGGAAAUUCUGGUGCCACGAACAUUUUAACCUAGAGACGCCCCCCGAUAUUGUGACUUUCAGCAAGAAAAUGCAGUUGGGGGGCUAUUUCCACACGGCGGAAAUGACGCCGAGACAACCGGCGCGCGUUUUCAACACCUGGAUGGGUGACCCCGGGAAACUGAUAAUUUUGCAAACGGUCCUGAGGGUUAUUAAGGAGCAAAAACUUCUAGAUAACGUGCUGCACACGGGCACACUGCUGAAAAUCGGGCUUCUGGAGUUGGAGAAAGAGUUUUGUUACUUGCUGAAUUCAACAAGGGGGCGAGGAACGUUUUUGGCAGUGAAUGCGACGGAUUCAAAGUUGAGGGAUGAGAUCUUGACGAAGUUGAAAGCCAAGGGUAUCCAAUCUGGUGGCUGUGGCAGCAACAGUGUUCGAUUGAGACCAGCUUUAAUUUUCCAAGAGCAUCACGCAAAUAUAUUUUUGGAUAAAUUUAGACAAGUGUUGAAGGAAAUUAACUAAUAUUUUGUCGAUUGGUAACAAUGAGAAUGUCUUCCGUCAUGUCUUCCAAGAGAUGUAAUAAUUGUGUUUUAUGUGAAUUUAAAAAUAUAUGAGGUGUGUUAGUGUGAUUGUGAUAAUAAAUUAAGACAAUCUAAAAACCUGACAUUUUUAUUAAAAAAAAAU